Messenger RNA from Aspergillus alliaceus, 1823 nucleotides. RefSeq names its product oleate hydratase. The transcript is spliced from 2 exons. The record is from RefSeq and is a predicted model, not a curated record. Gene Ontology annotation, biological process: fatty acid metabolic process. Gene Ontology annotation, molecular function: oleate hydratase activity; FAD binding. NCBI's taxonomy places the organism in Eukaryota, Fungi, Ascomycota, Eurotiomycetes, Eurotiales, Aspergillaceae. Bases 1 to 1617 code for a protein of 538 amino acids.
AUGCCUCAUAAAGAAGGUUUCAGCAGACGAGGCUCUGAAAAUGUCCAGGCCUGGCUGAUCGGCGGCGGCAUCGCGUCGCUGGCCGCAGCGGUCCACUUGAUCAACGAUGCCAACAUCCCGGCUCAGAAUAUCCAUGUACUCGACGAACACCAGCGCCCCGGCGGAGCAAUGCAGAGUUCUGGUGAUGUAGAAAAUGGCUAUGUGCUGCGCACUGCCUGUCUCCCUUACUUCCAUGAUGUUUGCGUCGAGGAUCUUCUAUCCCACAUCCCUAGCACUAAGAACCCUAACCAAUCCAUCAUGGACAUGGUACGGCUCACACUAGAGGGAAAUGUACCGAAAAAGCCUUCAGCAUCAACCCGUCUCCUGGUGCAGGGUGCAUCGGGACCCGAGAAAGUCGAUGACCGACAGUUUCAUUUGGGAUUCAAACAUCGGUUUGAUCUCAUCAAGCUCAUGGUUGAAGGCGAAAAAGCAGUUGCCGACAAGACCAUCAAAGACCUUUUCGAUGAGUCUUUCUUUACCUCGAAGUUUUGGACGCUGUGGUCCACAACCUUUGCACUGCGACCCGAACACGGUGCAGUAGAGUUCCAGAGACAUGUGCGCAAAUACCUCGAGAAGAUCAAAGAGUUCAACUGUGUCAGCGCGUUGGAUCGAACCCAAUACACUCUCCAUGAAUCUGUCAUCCUCCCUAUUGUUUCGUAUUUGAAGAACGCCGGGGUCGACUUCCGGUUCAAUGCUAAAGUGACUGAUCUGGUCAUGUACCCCGAGGGCGAUCCAACGACCAUUUCCGAGAUCCAGCUCGUACACGAUGACAAUAAUCCUUCACUCAUUACAAUCGACCCGGUAGAUAUUGUUAUCGUCACACUUGGCUCGGUCAGUUCCGGAUCAAUGGUCGGAUCCAACAAAGUACCACCCGCGUCGAAUGAGUCCCUGGAGGAGAUCAUUACGGAUGACUGGUCCUUGUGGCAUAAGAUCGCUGCAAAAUCGACCAGGAAAUUCGGCGACCCGUCGACCUUCUCCACCCACGUCAACGACUCUCAGGUUGAAACGUUUACGGUGACCUUACAUGGUUCCAAGUUCCUCGACCUCUACGAGAAGCUGACGCACGACCAGCCCGGCGCUGGCGCCUUGGUAUCCUUCAUGAACAGCAACUGGAACUUAAGUCUUAGCGUGCCUCACCAGCCGCUCUUUUCCACCCAGCCAGACGACGUUCACAUUCUCUGGGGAUACGGCAUGAGCCUCGAGGCGCCGGGCAACUACGUGCAGAAGCCGAUGAUAUAUUGUAGCGGAGAGGAGAUAUUGUUGGAGGUGCUCGGUCACUUGCAUUUCCCUGCGCAGGAGAUCCUGCCUGGCGCGACCACGAUCCCCUGCGUGUUGCCACUGGCUACGGCCUCGUUGCUGAAACGGGCGCAUUAUGACCGACCGGAGGUCAUUCCUCACGAUACCACGAAUAUGGCAUUUGUGGGUCAAUUCGUGGAGAUUCCCCACGAUACGACCUUCAGUAUGGAAUAUAGCGUGCGCGGUGCUCAGAUGGCCGUGGAUCAUCUGAUGGGGCUUUCCAAGCGUCCUCCUGCGGUGAAAACUAACGUAUUGCAGGAAGUCUUUCAAUUGCUUUCUUAAGCGAGUACCCUCUCUUUAGGUCCUUUUGGUGCAAUUUGUCAUCAUCGUUGCGCUGGUUGCUAUGCUCGUACGCUGAUGGCUACAGAAACCAAGUUACUCUCUGCCUUUAUGUUCUCCUCCCCGACGAGGUACCCAUGAGGAUGACUGUCUUUUUGCUCUCAGUAUUGCUUCGUCUUCUGGCUGAGUAAUAACUACUCUAGUGUGAG